AUGCAAGAUGAUGCGGUGCUACUCGAGUCGGCAGCGUCUGCGUCCGCGAACUUCGACGCCUUCGCGUGGGUAGAGGAGGCGCUAGCCUCCCGCUCGGGGGACGCGUCGGCCUUGGCGCCGCUGGUGCCACAGCUGGCUUUGCGCUCGCAAACGCUGGCUCAGACGCUGCAUGCGUCAUUGCAGCACGUUUCGCUGUCGGCUCCCGCGUUGCAGACGCGUCUCCAAGGGCUGCAACAGGCCUCCACACCGCUGGCACGACGGCUGGAUGCUGUGCAGGAAGCCUGCGCCUCAGGCUCCGUGUCCACCUCGUCCUCGGCUGCCUCAGGGAAGGAUCUGCGUCAUCUAGUUACGCUGCACGAGGCCAAGCGCCGAUUACAGAGCUGCUCACAGGCGCUAGUGGAGGCUGCGAGAUGGGGACGUAACGUGCGCGCCUGCUUCGCGGCUGUGGAAGACCCAACGCUGCUGUCUCAUGCGCUCAAGGGCGACAACGCCAAGCUCAGUGUCCGUACAGCAGACAGCGACAUAGCCGACAACCUGGCCGACCGCGUGCGUGAGAUGAAGGCGAGUCUGGACGUGCUCAAGGACCUGCCUGGUGCCUGGGACCGCAAACAAACGAUGGAGAGACUCUGCGCGCAGAUUGAAGCAGCAAUGCAGCCACGACUCGCCACGAAGCUUCGAGAGGACGAUCUAGGCGACGUGGCGCCGCUGCGCUGGUGUCUUGAUGUGCUCAGCAGCGUGGACAGAGCUCAUCUCGUGAGAGAAGAGUACUGCAGAGCGAGACCUGCACAUGUGCACCGUGUGUGGUACACCUACAGCGACGAGAUGCAGACCGAGGUGGACGAGAAGGACGAGAAGGAAAAACUCUUUGCCAGUUGGCUGGGAAACUUCUAUGGAGACGUCCUGCGGAUGCUACAGCGUGAGAGUCGCAACACUAGGGAGCUUUUCGGCACCGAUAUGCUGAUUAACGUGCUGCUCGAGCUGCUCCACAAUACGCUGGAGCCACUCACCAAGUCCUUCCGCGACCGCCUUGUGCACAGCGGGCCUUCUGGCACGAAUUUCCGUCUUGGACGGCUACUGCUCUGCUUCCACGCGACGCGAGCAUUUGCUGGUCAGUUAGUGCAGUUGUUCCGAUCACUGGAAGGAGAAUAUGACGUGAAGUUGGCUGGAAAUGACGACACAGCUUCGAGCGCUGGAGAAAUUCUAAGUGUUGUCUUCGAGCCGUAUCGACUGUACUUCACAGAGUACGCUCGUUUCACAAGUGAGGCCCUUACAGAUGCAUUGCUGCGUCUUGUGCCAGCUUUCAACGCGAAAACUAACUCACAAGAACUCACUGGAGACGAGUAUGAAGAAGAACGGGGUGCAGCAGACACUGCACCACUUGAGGACUUCUCUCAGUGUCUUGAGGAAGCUUCGGAGGCAGCCUGGACGCUUGUGGAUGAGAGUUUGCAGCAGUGCUACGAGUUUUCUGGUGGUUCUGCGUUCCCGGAAGCGGUGGAAGCAAUUGGUAUGGCUGUGCAGCAGUUUACAUUGACUUUAAGCGCGACAAUCCCUGCCAUCCGCAAAUACUGCAAAGCUGAGCCUGCAGCACAACUGGAAGGUAGUACCAGUGGAUCGCUAGUUGCUUCUCCUGAUUGGAGUCAGUUCCACGCAUCGUUAGCUCUACUGAAGGCCUGCGGGACUAUGGAAAGCCAACUGUGUGCACUUGACGGUCGGGUGCGCGUUCGGAUGCGUGAGCAACUUGCUCAGUUCUUCGGCGAAACAGCAGGAUCCUUGUCGCCGCGCAGUCGUCGUAAGAAGAGCCACGAGGUUACAAGUAUCGCGCUAGCUGACCUUGUAGAUCCGACCAAACUUGUGGCAGCAGUGUCAAAGGCCUGGCUUCACGAUGAGGAUCCCACUCGACAAUCGCAAUUCCAUCAGUUCGAGAUGGAACUACUGGACCAGUCGACAGGAUCACCAGGCUUUGAUAGCUCUUCAUCUCGGUAUCCAUCUGCAACGGUGCUGGACGAAGCUCAGCGUGCCGUGCGUUCAUGGACGAAGGACGUGCAGCUCCUCACGUACGACACUGUUUUCUUACCUAUUGCACGGGUACUAGAGACGCUGCCCGCCAACGAGAAUUGGCGCAAAGUGCCGGAUGCGGCUCUGGGAGAUCUACCAACCUUCAGUAUGCUGCCGCAAGACUACAUUACAAUGGUGGCUGACCUUCUACUGUCGCUGCUUCCUCAGCUCGAGCCUUUUGCAGAGAGUAGCAGUCUUGAGAACGCCUUUGUGGCCUCACGUGGCGCCCAGGAAGUGUGCGUUCAGAGCGAAUGGGCUCGACUUGGUCAGCUCUUACACUUGGAACCCUCGGAGCUCGCGACGUGUCAGCGGAUUUUCGGCUCGGAUGGCAAAUCUGCUGCCACUGAACCAGCACCGACAGCGACGGAGUUCGUCGACUUGUGGACUGCGGCGGUGGCUAGCGGUACUCUGGCAGCAUUCCUACGUACGAUGUGCUCCAUCUCGAUGCUGUCAGACAUGGGGGCUCAGCAGUUGGCUGCAGAUCUGGGCUACUUCCACAAUGUGUUGAGCGCCGUGGGCGGGGAGGGCAAUUUUAUCGUUGAUGACCUGCGUCGUGCGCUGGAAAUGGACCUGCCUGCACAUAUCCAGCACGUCGACGAGUUGCGAGCUGACCGGGACAGUCCAGAGAACCAAGCACUCGUUAAAAUUAACGACUGCGUGGCCGCCAUGCGCCAACGAGCGCUGGAACCACCACGUCGAUUGUCUACAACUAGCGCUGGCUCAGCAGCAUCGUCAGCCCAGUUUAACUAG
Molecule: messenger RNA, 2805 nt
Organism: Phytophthora nicotianae INRA-310
Lineage: Eukaryota; Oomycota; Peronosporomycetes; Peronosporales; Peronosporaceae
Exons: 3
Coding region: 1-2805 (934 amino acids)
Biological process (GO): retrograde vesicle-mediated transport, Golgi to endoplasmic reticulum; intracellular protein transport; Golgi organization
Cellular component (GO): COG complex
Source: RefSeq, a predicted model, not a curated record